Molecule: messenger RNA, 1751 nt
Organism: Catharus ustulatus (Swainson's thrush)
Lineage: Eukaryota; Metazoa; Chordata; Aves; Passeriformes; Turdidae
Gene: MAG
Product: myelin associated glycoprotein
Source: RefSeq, a predicted model, not a curated record
AAUUACCCGCCCGUGGUGGCGCGCUCCAAACCCGGCGCCGUGCACGAGAGCUUCGCCGGGAGAGCGCGGCUGGUGGGGGACCCCGGGCUGCGCGACUGCUCCCUGCAGCUGGGGCCGCCCCUCAGCCCCGAGCUGGCCGGCAGGUAUUACUUCAGGGGAGACCUGGGAGGAUACAACCAGUACAGCUUCAGCGAGCACACCACGCUAGAGGUUAUGGAGGAGCCGGUGCUGGAGGUGCCGGCCGAGCUGGUGGCCGGCGCGGUGGCCGAGCUGCGGUGCCGCGUGCCGGACUCGUGUCCCCGCCAGCGGCCGCGCCUUCGCUGGGAGGGGACCGAGGAGCUUCCGGAAGUUUCCGAGAGCGAGCGGCGCGAGGACGCGGCCGGCGCCGGCUCCGUGGUGGCGCGGCUCCGCUUCCGGCCCCGGCGCGAGGACGGCGGCCGCAGGUUGGGCUGCCAGGUGACCCUGCCCAACUCCAGCCUGGCCUUCAACGCCGGCGUGGCGCUGGACGUGCAGUACGAACCACAGGUGCUGGAGGUGUCGGGCCCCAGCGAGGCCCUCGAGGGCUCCCAGGUGGAUUUCGGCUGCCAGGCCGAGGGCCGCCCCCCCCCGCUGCUCACCUGGUUCCGGGGGCCGCAGGUGCUGCGGGAGGAGCCGGGCGUGGCCUCGCUGCCGCUGCACCUGGCCCAGGUGAGCCCCCAGGACAGCGGCACCUACACCUGCGUGGCCGAGAACCGGCACGGCCGCCACAACCGGAGCCUGGAGCUGCACGUGGCCUACGCUCCCCACCCACCUGUCCUGAACGGCACCCUCUGGGUCGUUGCCGGUGACCAGGUGUCGCUCACCUGCGCGGCCGCGAGCCACCCGGCCCCGAUCGUGACGCUGGCCCGCGGGCGGCGCGUGGUGGCCGCGGCCGUGUACGAGCCCCAGGUGAGGCUGGAGCUGCCGGCGGCCGCACCUGAGGACGGCGGGGAGUACCUGUGCCGGGCCGAGAACCAGCACGGCGCCAGCAGCCUGGCCUUCAAUGUCACCGUGGAGUACCCCCCGGUGCUGCUCCCCGAGUCCCGCUGCGCCCCUCUGGGUGACGGCGCCGCCCGUUGCGUCUGCGCCGCCGCCGCGCUGCCGUUACCUGUGCUCGCCUUCGAGCUGCCCUCGCUCAACCUCACCGUGGCCGAGGGCCACCGCGACUUCGCCCUCACCGCACCUGGCGGUGGCCCAGGUGGCCCCGGUGGUGGCCCGGGUGAGGCGGUGACGGCCGUGCUGACGCUGCGCGGGGGCCUGGAGCCGCGGCUGGCCGUGCUGUGCGCGGCGAGGAACGGCCACGGCGCCGCCAGGAUGCAGCUCCGCUUCCAUCAUCCGGCCGGGCUGGUCUGGGCCAAGGUGGGCCCGGUCGGCGCCGUCGUCGCCUUCGCCGUCGUCAUCGCCCUCGUUUGUUACCUGAGCCAGAGCCGCCGCAAGAAGGCGUCGGGAAGCCCCGCGGUGACCCCGGUGACCCCGCCGGGGGGGCGGGAGGCGGAGCCACGCCCACUGCAGCCCCGCUGGCUCCGCGGCGCCGUCGGGCGCUGGGCCCUGGGGGUGGGGGAGGGGCCGGGAGCCCCCCCCGAGCCCGCCCCUCCCCCCAAACCCGCCCGGGGACCCCCCGAGGAGCCCCCGGAGUACGCGGAGAUCCGGGUCAAGUGACACCUGGGGACACACCUGGGCACACCUGAACCCGACCUGGACACACCUGAGAUACACCUGGGCACACCUGGACA